AUGCCCUUGCUUUGGUGGACUUCCUGCUGCUCCUGUCCAGUGGAAGGGGGCAGUUAUCUCUUUGGAGGACUGUUUACAAACUCCCCAUUUUCUCUUCUUUCUCCUGCCCAAUGGCUGUGCUUCAGUACACAUUUAGGUCACGUGCAGAGCGUAUCUCACCUCCAGCGGGAGGGAAGUGUACAGGAAAGCGUGCAGAGUGUGAGAAACUCCAGGUGUGCUCUCCCCAUGCUCUCCGCUCCGUGCAGCCUCUCACUCCACUUUCUUUUACUUUCUCUUUCUUUUUUUUUUGAGACAGUCUUGCUCUAUCGCCAGGCUGGAGUGCAGUGGCGCGAUCUCAGCUCACUGCAACCUCUGCCUCCAGGGUUCAAGCAAUUCUGCCUCAGCUGCCCGAGUAGCUGGGACUACAGGCGCCCGCCACCACGCCAGGCUAAUUUUUGUAUUUUUAGUAGAGACGGGGUUUCACCAUGUUGGCCAGGAUAGUCUUUAUCUCUUGACCUCGUGAUCCGCCCGCCUCGGCCUCCCAAAGUGCUGGGAUUACAGGUGUAAGCCACUGCGCCUGGCAUUUUUUUU
Molecule: messenger RNA, 570 nt
Organism: Pongo pygmaeus (Bornean orangutan)
Lineage: Eukaryota; Metazoa; Chordata; Mammalia; Primates; Hominidae
Source: RefSeq, a predicted model, not a curated record